Molecule: messenger RNA, 4093 nt
Organism: Alligator sinensis (Chinese alligator)
Lineage: Eukaryota; Metazoa; Chordata; Crocodylia; Alligatoridae
Product: protein CXorf40A
Exons: 3
Coding region: 89-571 (160 amino acids)
Source: RefSeq, a predicted model, not a curated record
CGGUAGGUUGUGGGUAAGUGCACUGAUGUGCGCUUUAUAUACGGGUUGUGACAGCAAUGCAAGGUGAAAGGUGCAGCACUGAAGAAAGAUGAGAUUUGGCUGCCUUUCUUUCCGGCAACCCUAUGCUGGGUUGGUUUUGAACAAAGUCAAAACAAUAGAGACUCGUUGGCGUCCAUUGCUGGCAGACUACAAGAACUGCACUGUUGCUAUUCACAUAGCUUUUAAAGACUGGGAGGAUGAAACAUGGAAAGAGGUCCUUUUGAAUAGACUUGAUAUGACACCUACACAAGUUGCAGAGUUGUUAGAUAAAGGGGAGAAAUUUGGCAGAGGAGUUAUUGCGGGGCUAGUUGACAUUGGAGAGACAACAAAGUAUCCUGAAAACUCAUCUCCUGAAGAGACUUUGGAGAUGGAAAAGAAAGCUGUACUGAUUAACCUGCAACAGAAAUACCUGACUGUGAUUUCAAAUCCCAGAUGGCUGUUGGAACCAAUUCCUGCUCGAGGAGGCAAAGACGUGUGGCAAGUGGACAUCCCUGAGGAGCUACUCCCUUUGGGACACGAGGAGUUGUCCUAGGCUACGUGUGUUGAUACCUGAGCAUAAAACUGCAGUAUCAAACCUCACCAAUUCUGCUUUUCAUGGGUAUACGGGACUGAUUUAGGGUACUUCUUGAACCCUUCCCAAGCAGUUAGUUGAAGUAGAGAGAAAAUGUGUGGAAUUGUUAUUUUUCUGCAAAAUAAUGAAAUCGGCAUAAGGACCAGUACCAAAAAUGUCUGUUAUUUACUAACUGUGUGUGUCUACACAUACCCUGAUCAUUGUAAAUGCACAUGAUUUUCUGACAUUCUGGAUUUGAUACGUAUCUGUCCUAAUCCACACACACAAACUCGGGGUGAAGAAUGACUGCCAUUGAACAUGUUUGUUUAAAUUUACCUGUUAGUCCUACAAAGAUUUAUGCAUGCAAGUAGUUCCAUUGACUCGCAUCCAUUUUUUAUUACAGUGGAACGACUCAUGUAAAUAAAGCACACGUGUAUGUCUUUGCAUCUAAGGAAGGCCAAUUCAAAAUUCAGGAUGCCUGUUUCAGAGUAAGAUGCUAUUAUUGUAGGAUGUGAAUCUCAUUUUGAAAUUACAAGUUUCUGCUCAACUGGUUGUAAGCAUAUGCACCGAGAAACCACAAAUACACUCACAUAGCACAGCCUCUGGCUAUAGUUAGCUUAAAUCUAGUUUGAAUUACAUAUCCCAGUUUACUCAGAUUCCCAUUACAGUUUGUUAUAUUGUAUUCUUUCAGUUCUUGUCCUAAACGGUUGUGUGGUGCUUCAUGGUGCUAAAACUUUAUGACGGUUGCAUUUCAUUAGUGGGGCAAUACAAUAUAAAAGGCCUUGCAUUCAUGGGAAUCAGGAGGGCUGUAGAAAUGGAAUACUUGGGUAAUAAUCAAAUGCACCUUUGCAGUAUAAUAGUUUUAUUUUCUGUUUAUAGCAGGAGUGGGCAAAGUACAGCCUGUGGGCUGGAUCAGGCCUACUGAGGGAUUUUGUCCAGCCUGCAGCACAUCCCGCAGUCCCACCUGGCACAGUUGUACGGGGUAGCUUGGGCUGUGGCAUGACCCACAGGGCAGGGCAUUCUCCUGGGUGGCUGGGAUGGGGCUGUAACUUGGUGAGGAGUGAGACAGGCAGGAGGGGCUGGGGAGAUGCUAGGAUCUUAGGAUGGGGACAGUGCGGGGCCAGGGCCUGGGACAGAGCCCUGAUCUGCCCACAUGUCCCUGUGAUGGGCAAGCAGGGGGGUGCAGGGAGCAGAUCACAGCUCUGCCCCACCCCUGCUCUAUCACUACCCCAAGACCCCAGUGCUGGACACAGGUCCCCACCUGGCCCCUGACCAAUCCUUCCUGCCUGGCUGUGCGUCCUGGCCAACCUCCAUGGAGAGCCUGGGAUUGCAGGGCGGCAAUAGCUCGGAACUGGGACAGAGCCCCAGUUCUGUAGCAGGGCCGUGCAGGCGGUGGAUCGCAGCUCUGCCUCGGGGCUUGCCCCAGCCUCGCAGUGUCACUGUCCCUCCAUCCCAGGGUCUCUGUGGAGACCAGCGGGGGGCUGUGCAGCCAGGCUGCCAGGAUGGGUCCGUGGCUCUGUGGGGAGCCGUGUCCGGGGCUGCAUCUGUGAUCUUGGGGCAGUGACAGUGUGGGGACGGGGCUGAGGCAGAGCCCCAAUCUGCUCCCUGCAUGCCCCUGCCCACAGAACCAGCACCCAUCGCAGGGGUGUGCAGGCAGUGGAUUGCAGCUCUGCCCUGGCCCCGCGCUGUUACCACCCCACGACCCAGCUCUGCAAUCCUGGGCUCGUCUGCCUGUCCCACUCCCAAACAUUGGUCCCGCCUGCCCAUGGCCCCAUCCCACAUAAAGAGUUUUGGUACGUUGUUGUGCUGGGAGGGGGCGGGGGGCGGACCACCCUGUGUGGCCCACAGGCCCAAAUAAUUGCCCACCCCUGCUUUAUAACAUGACAGAGGUGCUUUGGAGGGUGAGAACAGGCUUGGCAUUAGAGAUGUGUGUAUACAAUAUAAUAAAAGAGGUAUAAGCUUUUAAAUUACUCACACAUGGAAAACAUUAAUAAAUUAUGGGAACGUAAUUUUUAAAAUAAAUUUUAAAGUGAGUGUAAAAACUUAUGACUAACCUGAAAGACUAAGAUUUUAUUAGCAAAGAGGCAAAUCCUAUCCUAUCCUUCCCGCUGUGUUGGGGAUGAGCAGAACCUCAUCAGUUAAAUUGAACUGUGGAGCCUGCACAAUGGCGUCUGCUGCCCCUGGUCAUUGUAAAACAUAUAGGUCCUCUGUCUCCAGGUGCAUAGGAGGUACAUGGGGGCAGGCUGGCAAGAGACUGAUUGGAUGAUUUGCAGUUUUGUGGCUCCAACAGUAGUGCCCCGCCACGAAAGGGAGGCUAUGUAAGAUACCGUUGGAUCCAUUUGUCAAGUGGCUGUUACCAUUCAGAAAUCUUAACUGUGCCUUUUGGGUGCCACUUUGAUAUUUAGCUAGUUGAGUUUGGUUAGGGUCAGGACUUUCCCUAAAAAUAAAGAUUGCCACAUACUGCUUUAGAACAUUGACCCAUUUAAUCCUGUCUGACCGUGACCAGUCCUUUAAAGUAAGAUGUAGCUAUGCCAAAUGCUCAACUGUUACUAUUCCCAUAGCUCAUAAGAACUGAUGGUAAAAUCUAUACACCAAGGCAAUAGCUGCAAAUAAUAUGUUUUGUUUUCCAGCGAUGUCUUACCUUGGUACAGUAACAUACUCCCACCGUAACGAAGCACAACUGCCAUUUUUUUUUCCUUUCUUUAUUUUUUUUGUUUACAACUUUGUAAGCAGUAGCAGAGAAGAUGCCCCGAAAUCUCUAGCAAAUUGCUGAGGAUUUGUGUCUUGUGAGAGAGGAAAGGAGGGCAGCCAGCUGGACUGAGCUAGUAAGAGUGAAAUGAAUGCCAAUAGUUUGCUGCUGUUUGUGUCAAACAUAUCUUGGCUGCAAUCGCAAAUGUUUGGCUGUUGUGGUAAGGUCUUUUGUACAUGAACGGUUCACAGCUCCAUCGCUAGAAAGGCAUAGAUGCUCAAUCUGCAUCUCUUGGUAGUCCUUUAUUUAGCUCUGAUUAAGAAGUUGUUACGCACCAUGGACCCAGUCAUGUUUCUCUCCUUCCGUGCUCAUCAAAACUUUCCUCCUUACCUGUGAUCUCCUCAUGCCAAUAAUUUUAAAGACAUCUCUACGCUACUGAAAGUUGUUUUUAGUCAACUACUUGUCUUUUUGUCAGUUUGGGACCAGAUUGAACAGAUUUCAGUAUCAUGCUUUAGGAUGUUCCAGUGGUAGCUUAAGAGUUACGCACCUGUCUUGAGAUGCUAAACUUCAUCAUACAGCAUGAUUAUCUCGCUCUUCAUCCAUAACUUAAUGGUUUCCUGCAUUAUUAUUACACGCCCCCCAUCACUAUUGCUGGCAUGAAGCUUGUGGGGCUCUGAUUAUGCUCCACUGGAGCCAUUAGGCUCUCCUGCUGUGUUAAAUGAAUCUAUUUUGGCAUUUUGAUUUUUGGAUCUCUGCUCUACUUUAGUUGUAUCCAAGGUUUUAGAACGUUAAAAAUAAAAAACAACUCCCCUCUC